Molecule: messenger RNA, 1311 nt
Organism: Colletotrichum truncatum
Lineage: Eukaryota; Fungi; Ascomycota; Sordariomycetes; Glomerellales; Glomerellaceae
Source: RefSeq, a predicted model, not a curated record
AUGAUGCGGACCACCAUCAUCCGGCCUGCGGUUAGUCAACCUCGAGCCCUUUGUCGGUUAUGCGUGACCUCGUCACGCGCCAGCCAACAGACUCGAUUGCUGCAAACUGCCAAGCCACCCUUAUCGUCAAUAGUCUCUCCUCGAUCUGCCAAGCUUCACGGGAAUACCACGUUGAGACGAGUUGCUGAGGGAAGCCGCCUGGCCAGUACAGUAUCUACGUUGGGCCUGGAUAAGAAUGGUCACAAGAAGCCUGUUGGGACGAGGGCAUCGUCCAAGGAGCUACCUGAUCUGAAAAAGCUGGUUGCUGUGGUUCAGCAGAGCAAACAGCGCUUCCUGUCUACGGAUGGGAUUCCUACUCCACAGUUGGUCAUCGCAGCCUUGAAAACAUGCCAAGGCGCCGCGAAUGCGAUUCAACCCUAUCUGUCCAAGUCAGAGAUUCGUCCGGCCUCGACCCUUACAGCCUCGACUGCGUCAAACCUAUUAUCCCUGGACUCGAACUCAAGUGCAGCUAAAUCUGGUAGCACGUCGAUCCCAUCAGUCUCUGUCAAGGAUACAGUUGACACAAUUUCCGAGUCAGCGUACGAAAUUAUCGCCCACCCCACCGUUUCCAUUGGUCCCCAGAUCUUGGAGCUGUACGUAAACAUCCAAGCUAGGCUUGGCAGGCCCGAGACACUUCCCCAAGUUUUCGACAUGUAUGCGUCAAAGCCCAAACCCAAGGCUAUUGAAGGUUCAAUCACCUAUGUUGAGCAGAACCCAAAACGAGCAGACAAGGCAAUCGAGGCAAAUGUUGCCAAAAUAGCUCUAGGCGUCGCCAUCGAUGCCAAGAAUUUGGACGCCGCAAUUGGCAUCGUUGAAGCCUGCUAUGCAACUCAAGCAUUUUACCGGCAGAAGUUUCUGCGGAAGGCGUUUCUGCCCGUCUCGGCUGCGGGCGCGGCCCCAAUUGGGGUCUACGCUCUUGCCUCCAACCUCUCGGCAUUCCAGAACACGAUGGAGCCCGUGACGGCCACGAAGUUCGCCUUUGUUGCCAUCCUGGCCUACUUGGGAUUCACUGGCACGAUCGGGAUGGUUGCCAAAACCACUGUAAAUGAUCACAUGCGACGAGUCACCUGGGCACCUGGCAUACCGUUGCAUCAGCGGUGGCUUCGGGAGGAGGAGCGCGCUGCCAUGGAUGAUAUUGCUUGCGCAUGGGGUUACAAAGAGAAAUGGAGGCACGGUGAAGAGGGUGGCAUCGAGUGGGAGUCAUUGAAAGAGUAUCUUGGUCUGAAGGGAAUGAUGCUGGACAGAGUUGAGCUGAUGGAGGGAAUGAGUUGA